Brassica rapa (field mustard) is the source of this 1590-nucleotide messenger RNA. RefSeq names its product cyclin-dependent kinase B1-2. NCBI's taxonomy places the organism in Eukaryota, Viridiplantae, Streptophyta, Magnoliopsida, Brassicales, Brassicaceae. The record is from RefSeq and is a predicted model, not a curated record. Gene Ontology annotation, molecular function: cyclin-dependent protein serine/threonine kinase activity; cyclin binding; ATP binding. Gene Ontology annotation, biological process: regulation of gene expression; signal transduction; G1/S transition of mitotic cell cycle. Gene Ontology annotation, cellular component: cyclin-dependent protein kinase holoenzyme complex; nucleus; cytoplasm.
UUUUUCGUCAAAACCAUAAAAUUACAUUUUCAGGUGAGGUGUCAUCACCACAAAUCCUAUAAGGAUUUUUAACGUUAAAAAUCUUAUAUAUAAUCACAACCACAAAUACAAACAUAACUUUUCACGUCGAAACGUAACAAAAUACGCAAUAAAUAAUUUAAAAAUUGAUCAAAUAAAUUAAUUUAUUUCUUAAAAAGGACACCGCAAAAAAAAAGUGUUCAAAGUCGAAAAGAGCGGGAAAGGAGACGCCACGUGGAACUAUCUCGGUUUAAAACAACGUUAACGUUAAACCGAACAGGCGCUUAUCAGAUCUAAUCCCAAAGAGGGCUUAGGGGUUUAUAAAACACAACACACAACAAGACCAACAAAGAUCAUCACUUUCAUCACAAUGGACAAGUACGAGAAGCUCGAGAAGGUCGGCGAAGGAACCUACGGCAAAGUCUACAAAGCCGUCGAGAAAGACACCGGAAAGCUCGUCGCUUUAAAGAAGACCCGCCUCGAGAUGGACGAAGAAGGCAUACCCCCAACAGCUCUCCGCGAGAUCUCUCUCCUCCAGAUGCUCUCUCAGUCUAUCUACAUCGUCCGCCUCCUCUGCGUCGAACACGUCCUCCAAUCAAAAGACUCCUCUUCUUCUUCUUCUUCUCAAAAAUCCAACCUUUACCUCGUUUUCGAGUACCUCGACACGGAUCUCAAGAAGUUCGUCGAUUCGUAUAGAAAGGGCGCGAACCCGAGGCCGCUCGAGGCUGAUCUUGUGAUGAGGUUUAUGUUUCAGCUUUGUAAAGGCGUGGCGCAUUGUCAUAGUCACGGUGUGCUUCACCGUGAUCUCAAACCGCAGAAUCUUUUGCUGGAUAAGGAGAAAGGGAUUUUGAAGAUUGCUGAUUUGGGUCUUGGUCGGGCUUUCACUGUUCCUUUGAAGUCUUAUACUCAUGAGAUUGUUACGCUUUGGUAUAGAGCUCCUGAGGUUCUUCUUGGCUCUACUCAUUACUCCACUGGGGUUGACAUGUGGUCCGUUGGAUGCAUCUUUGCGGAGAUGAUUCGGAGGCAAGCUCUUUUCCCUGGUGAUUCCGAGUUUCAGCAGCUGCUUCAUAUCUUCAGACUGCUAGGAACACCAACUGAGAAGCAAUGGCCUGGUGUGAUGACUCUGCGUGACUGGCAUGUGUAUCCAAAGUGGGAGCCUCAAGACUUGUCACGUGCUGUUCCUUCUCUAUCCCCUGAAGGGGUUGAUCUUCUCACGAAUAUGCUGAGGUACAAUCCAGCUGAAAGGAUUUCAGCAAAAGCGGCUCUUGACCAUCCUUACUUUGACAGCCUUGACAAAUCUCAGUUCUGAAGCUGAACUUGUCUGAACAAAAGUCUCUCAUCACCCUCUGGCAAAAUUGCAAUCUUGUUUUACUGAUCAGACUUCUGCUUGGAGUCUGGAAGUUGAUUGCUCAGCAUCAUCUUGGUGAUUUUGUUUUUCUGUUGUUUGUUACUACUACAUUAGUGUCUCUUGUAUCGUGUGUUUGAGAGACUUCUACUUCCAUUUAAAUUUUAGAUGACAAAUUGCAACAAAGAGAGAUGAAUCCAAAAUGCUCUGAUCAUUUUUUUUCUCAA